GUGAACCUCUCAGCACCAGUGGUCAACACCAGCUGCUGGAACCAGCCCACCCUUGUCUCCACCGCCUACCACAAGGUGGACCUGUUCAACGGGCAGCUGGACGGUGUACUUCUCACUUCUAUCUUUGUCACCGCUCUGGGGGACGUCACUGUGGCCCACUUGGGCACAGCAGAGGGACGCAUCUUCCAGAUGGUGCUCCAGCGUUCCAGCUCCUACCUCCUGACCUUGGCCAACUUCUCCUUGGGGGAGCCGGAAAAAAAAGGGCUGCAGAGCCACUCGCUGUUCUUUGCCGCUGGCACCAAGAUGUGGCGUCUGAACGUCACUGGUCCCGGCUGCCGCCACUUCUCCACAUGCCAGCGCUGCCUGCAGGCUGAACGCUUUAUGGCCUGUGGCUGGUGCAGGGAUGGGUGCACGCGCCACCACGAGUGCACUGGCCCCUGGGUCCAGGACAGCUGCCCACCCAUCCUCACUGACUUCCACCCCCGGAGCGCCCCACUGCAGGGUCGAACACGGGUGACGCUUUGUGGUAUGACCUUCCACUCCCGCUCAGACCCUGACCCUAGCCACAACCCUGCCAGUGUCUACCGGGUGGCAGUUGGACGACGAGGCUGCACUGUGCUGCCGGAGGAGAGUAGGAGCUACAGUCCCCUGGCCACCUCCCAUCGCAAAGAGUUUGUGGACAUGCUGGUGUGUGAGCUGGAGCCAGGGGGCCCAGUGGCAGGACCCUCCGGCUUCCGUGUCCAUGGCUCCGCCACCCUCAGUGGCUUCAUCUUCGUGGAGCCCCAUAUCAGUGCCCUGCACCCCCAGUUUGGCCCCCAAGGGGGUGGCACCCACCUCUCACUCCAUGGCACAGACCUCUCGGCAGGGAGCAGCUGGCGGGUGAUGAUCAAUGGUUCCGAGUGCACCCUGACCAGGCAGCCCAGGCAGGACAAUGGGACAAUUCAAUGCACAGCUCCUGCCGCCGGUGGCAUGGGUGCAGCCCAGGUGGCCCUGUGGAUUGACGGGGAGGAGUUCCUAGCCCCUCUGCCCUUCCAGUACCGCCCUGACCCCUCUGUGUCAGCCAUCACUCCCAGCUGCAGCUAUGAGGGCUCGAUGCUGACUAUCAUUGGCACCCACCUGGACUCAGUGUAUCGCACCAAGAUUCGCUUUGAAGCCAACGGCGUGAUUACCCAAACCACAGAGUGCGAGGAACCACAGGCACACGACUGGCUGCGGUGCCGCAGCCCAGCCUUUCCCUUCGAGAGCAAGGUGGACACAGCACUGGGGAACCUGAGCGUGCUGCUGGAUGGCACCGACGGCCGCUGGCUCUUCCGCCUUCGCUACUACUCCCAGCCUGAGGUCUUCCCCUUGGAGCAGGAGGGCAGGCGCCUCCGCCUCAAGCCAGGCGACGAUGAGAUCGAGGUUCAUCAAUUGGGGCUGGAUGCUGUGGCUGCUUGCAUGAACAUCACCAUGAUGGUGGGGGGCCAGGACUGCCACCCCAAUGUCCUGAAGAAUGAGGUGACGUGCCGCCUGCCCCACGGGCUGCGCCUGCCCCCCACUGGAGCAUCUGUGGAGAUCUGUGUGAAUGGUGCCUGUAAGGCAGUGGGCUGGGUGCUAUCGCCCCCCAUCUCGCUGGACCUGGCUGCCAGCCUGGCCCUGGGCAUCGGCAUCAUCUUCCUGGUCUGCUGCAUCCUGGCUGCCAUGCUGUUCCGCUGGCGCUGGAAGAAGAGGAGGGGGACAGAGAACUUGGAGCUGCUGGUGCAGCCCAGCCGCAGCAACGCUACCAUCACCACUCAGCGCCCUGGCGUCGAUUACAGAGAGGUGCUGGUGCUGAGCACAGCAGGCAGUCCCGGCCUCAUGAGGACCCACACACGAGUCACCGGUGCUGGUGCUGGUGCCAAUACCAGUGCCAGUGUUGGUGCUGGUGCCAGUGUGGCAGGCGGCGGAUCCCCUGUGCCCCUGCUCAGGGCCACAUCCUACUGCCUGGAGGACCUGCGACCAGAGCUGCUGGAGGAGGUGAAGGACAUCCUCAUUCCUGAGGAGCAGCUUGUCAUGCAUCGUGACCGGAUCAUUGGCAAAGGGCAUUUUGGCAGUGUCUUCCAUGGCACCUAUUUGGAUCCACUGCUGGGGGACCUCCACUGUGCCAUCAAGUCCCUAAACCGCAUCACAGACCUGGAGGAGGUGGAGGAGUUCCUGCGUGAAGGCAUCCUCAUGAAGAGCUUCCACCACCCCCAGGUACUCUCGCUGCUGGGGGUGUGCCUGCCCCAUGAGGGGCUGCCCCUCGUCGUCCUGCCCUACAUGCGCCACGGGGACCUGCGCCAGUUCAUCCGCACCCAGGAGCGGAGCCCUACAGUGAAGGAGCUCAUUGGCUUUGGGCUUCAGGUGGCACUGGGCAUGGAGUACCUGGCCCAGAAGAAGUUUGUGCAUAGGGACCUGGCAGCCAGAAACUGCAUGCUGGAUGAGACGCUGACAGUGAAGGUGGCAGACUUUGGGUUGGCACGGGACGUGUUCGGCAAGGAGUACUACAGCAUCCGGCAGCACCGCCACGCCAAGCUGCCCGUCAAGUGGAUGGCACUGGAGAGCCUUCAGACCCAAAAAUUCACUAUGAAGUCGGAUGUGUGGUCCUUCGGGGUGCUCAUGUGGGAGUUGCUGACACGGGGGGCAUCACCAUACCCUGGAGUGGACCCCUACGACAUGGCCCACUACCUGCUGCAGGGGAGACGCUUGCCACAGCCCUCCCACUGCCCUGACACCCUGUAUGGAGUGAUGCUGAGCUGCUGGGCGCCAGCACCCGAGGCGAGACCAUCCUUCACAGAGCUGGUGGGUGAGCUGAAGCAUGUCCUGGCCACGCUGGAGGGCGAGCACUAUGUCAACCUGACUGUCACCUAUGUCAAUCUGGAUUGGGGUCCCUCCUCCACCCCUGCCCUACCAGGACAGAUGUCUGAGAGUGAGGAUGAGGAUAAGGAUAACGAGGAGGAGAAAGAAGAGGACACGGGUGUGCACUGA
Molecule: messenger RNA, 2985 nt
Organism: Acanthisitta chloris (rifleman)
Lineage: Eukaryota; Metazoa; Chordata; Aves; Passeriformes; Acanthisittidae
Gene: MST1R
Product: macrophage stimulating 1 receptor (c-met-related tyrosine kinase)
Biological process (GO): nervous system development; multicellular organism development; protein phosphorylation
Cellular component (GO): signaling receptor complex
Molecular function (GO): transmembrane receptor protein tyrosine kinase activity; protein binding; ATP binding
Source: RefSeq, a predicted model, not a curated record